AUGGCUCCGCUCCUGCGGCUGCUGGCCGGCGUGGCCGCGCUGCUACUCGCCGCGGGCGUGUCCCCGGCGUCGGCCUCGAGCUCCGCCGUGGACCUCGGCGUGAACUGGGGAUCGCAGUGCACGCACCAGCUGGACCCCUCCGAGGUGGUGAGGAUGCUCAAGGCCAACGGGAUCAUGAAGGUGAAGCUGUUCGACGCGGACCCCUGGCCCGUCGGCGCGCUGCUCGACUCCGGCAUCGAGGUCAUGCUCGGCAUCCCCAACGACAUGCUGGAGGCGAUGACCAGCUACGGCAACGCCGAGGACUGGGUGGCGGAGAACGCCACCAGCUACGGGGACAGGCUCAAGCUCCGCUACGUGGCCGUGGGGAACGAGCCCUUCCUCAAGAGCUACAACGGCAGCUUCAUGGAGACCACCGUGCCGGCGCUCAAGAACAUCCAGAAGGCGCUGGACGAGGCCGGGAUCGGCGACACGGUCAAGGCCACCGUCCCGCUCAACGCCGACGUCUACGUCGGCGACAAGCCGUCCGAGGGCAAGUUCCGGCCCGACAUCGACGGCGUCAUGACCGACAUGGUCAAGUUCAUGCACGACCACGGCGCGCCCUUCGUCGUCAACAUCUACCCCUUCCUCAGCCUCUACCAGAGCGACAACUUCCCCUUCGAGUUCGCCUUCUUCGACGGCGGCCGCAGCAUCCAGGACAACGGCGGCGUCAGCUACUCCAACGUGUUCGACGCCAACUACGACACCCUCGUCAGCGCGCUCAAGAAGGCCGGCGUGCCCGGCCUCAAGGUCAUCAUCGGCGAGGUCGGCUGGCCCACCGACGGCAACAAGAACGCCAACCCCAAGCUCGCGCGCCGCUUCUACGACGGCCUCCUCAAGAAGCUGGCCAAGAACGAGGGCACCCACCUCCGGCAGGGCAAGAUGGACGUCUACCUCUUCGGCCUCUUCGACGAGGACAUGAAGAGCAUCGCGCCGGGCAACUUCGAGCGCCACUGGGGCAUCCUCACCUACGACGGCAAGCCCAAGUUCGCCAUGGACCUGUCGGGAAAGGGCAACGACAAGCAGCUCACGGCCGUGUCCGGCGUGGAGUACCUGCCCAAGCAGUGGUGCGUGUUCGACGACGAGGCCGCCAAGGAGGAGGGCAAGGACAAGCUGCCGGGGAACAUCCAGUACGCGUGCGCCAGCGGCGACUGCACGGCGCUGGGGUACGGCUGCUCCUGCAACGGCCUCGACGAGAAGAGCAACAUCUCCUACGCCUUCAACAUGUACUUCCAGAUGCAGGACCAGGACGUGCGCGCCUGCGACUUCGACGGCCUCGCCACCAUCUCUGACAAGAACGCCUCCACCAAGGAAUGCCUCUUCCCCGUCCAGAUCAUCAGCGCCGCCACCGUCCCGGCACGCCGAUGGCCCGCAUCGUCGCUGCUGCUGGCCAUGUUGGUCGCGCAUGCUCUCGUGUCAUGACGACGGGUUUUAUCAUGUAGACAUCAGGGGAGGAAAUC
This is a messenger RNA of Aegilops tauschii subsp. strangulata, 1496 nucleotides long. RefSeq names its product glucan endo-1,3-beta-glucosidase 8-like. Gene Ontology annotation, biological process: carbohydrate metabolic process. Lineage: Eukaryota; Viridiplantae; Streptophyta; Magnoliopsida; Poales; Poaceae. Gene Ontology annotation, molecular function: hydrolase activity, hydrolyzing O-glycosyl compounds. The record is from RefSeq and is a predicted model, not a curated record.